AUGGCUCCGGAUGCAACCCGCCACGGUGCACAACCUCAGACGUCUGAUCCGCCCUACAGCGUCACAACAAACGUUCCGUAUGUCGGAUAUCAACCUGGUCGGAGUUACGAAAUAACUAUAACGUCUCAUUCAGCAAUGUAUGAUACAUUCAAGGGUUUCAUGUGUCAAGUAAGAAAUUCCGGUAAUGAAAAUGACGUCACACCUAUUGGCACUUUCACAUCGUUUGAUUCCACGAAAGCUCAAGCGUCGUGCAACAACCAGGCUGUUACGCAUAUUAAUUCAGUAGCCGUGCAGAAUUUCUCAGCGACGUGGCUUUCUCCAAUGACUAUUGAUUCUAGCCUUGUUGCUCUCUGUACAAUCGUCUACCAGAGAGCUACUUACUGGGUGAAGAUCCCGUCUGCCCCCUUCGCUCGCCAGACCACUCCCACGUGUGACAAUCCUGAAGUGGCGGCAAACACGACAUGUUUGAAGGGAGCAAAGUGCUGGAAUGAUGUGCCUUCGACACACACGUCCACAUGGGGAUUUACUCGUCUCUGUAGGUCUUCAAUUUGUAACAGUGCCAUGCAAGUUCCUGUGACUGUUCGAAACAACCAACAGCUCUUGUUUAUCUACGAUGCAAACGAUGCUUUUAUUACUUCCACUACCAAUCUGAUGAUUACACGAGUUUCGUCUCUCUCUGAUUUCAAUGUGUGUAACGUAAAUGGAAAUACAAACUUCAAUUUGACUGACGGGACGCCAUUUGACGUGACGCCAUAUCUACAGCAGGGUGUGAACUAUUUUAGUAGCGUUGAUGUGGUCAGGUGCAUAUCAGGGGCACGAAUUGCUGUCACACUGGAAAACAAUGAAUGUGAAAACAGCAAUGGGAUCAUGUGCUCGAAUCGUAGCUCGUGUGUAUUGAACAGCAUGAUCUCGGCUUAUCAGUGUGCGUGUCCUGGUGGCUACACUGGACAAUAUUGUGAGGAAAUCAAUGAAUGCUAUGGAAACAGUCUAUGCCAGAAUGGAACAUGCAUUGAUGGAAACUGCACAUUUACAUGUAGUUGUGAUCCCGGGUAUCGAGGAGAUUUCUGUGAAUUUGAAAUUGAUGAGUGCGCAUCGGCACCGUGUCAGAAUGGAGGAAUGUGUGUUGAUGCCAUUGCCGACUAUGAAUGUAAGUGUUUGGAUGGAUACAACGGGAAAAACUGUGAUCAAGACUUCGAUGAGUGUCAAUCGAAACCUUGCCUGAACGGUGGCACCUGUACAGACCUGUUCAACGGUUUCUUCUGUAGGUGUGCUUUUCCAUUUGUUGGCGAUCUAUGCGAACGCCAUUUUGAUGACUGCCUGAAUCAGCCAUGUCAGAAUGGAGGCACUUGUAUUGAUCGCCCCUUCGACUACGUAUGCAGCUGCACUAGUGGAUACACGGGACGAAACUGUUCAGCUGAUUUAGACGAAUGCCAAUCAAAUCCUUGCCAAAAUGGUGGAACGUGUACCAACCUACGUGAUGAAUUCAGGUGUGCAUGUAAGGCUGGUUUCUCAGGUAGUCGAUGCGAGACAGACAUUGAUGAGUGUCAGUCAUCUCCAUGCAUGAACGGGCAAUGCCUAGACAUGGAAGAUGGUUACACGUGUUCUUGUUUUGGAGGAUUCACUGGUGGUGAUUGUGGCGUAGAGAUCGAUGAGUGUAUCUCAAUGCCAUGCUUGCACAACGGCUCAUGUCAGGAUUCCAUCAAUGCAUACAAUUGUAGCUGUCUGCCCGAACAUUCAGGAGAACGAUGUGAGACCGACAUCGAUGUCUGUCUGUCUGCUCCUUGUCUGAACGACGCAACAUGCAUCGACUCUGUUCUCGGGUACACAUGCGAAUGUCACAACGGAUUCAAUGGAAACAAUUGUGAAAUUGAUAUCAAUGAAUGCCUCUCAUUUCCUUGCCAUAAUGGAGGAAUGUGUAGCGACGAAAUCGAUCACUACACGUGUAAUUGUGUCACCGGAUACACCGGAUUGACUUGCAAUGUAGAUAUCAACGAGUGCAAUUCAAAUCCGUGUAGAAAUGGAUCGUGUGUAGACCGAGUCGGCUCGUAUUACUGUCAGUGCGUUCAUGGAUUUACCGGACAAAAUUGUGAUAUGGAACUCAUCGAAUGUGCAUCCUUUCCAUGCCAGAACAACGCAACAUGCCACGAACAAGUCGGUGGCUAUGCGUGUGCAUGCGCACACGGGUACACAGGUUCCGAAUGUGAGACAGAAAUUGACGAAUGCGCAAGCAAUCCAUGUCAAAAUCAUGCCACAUGCCGCGACAGUGUCAAUCAGUAUACGUGUCAGUGUCAAGACGGAUUUACAGGCGACGACUGCGACAGCGAGAUCGACGAGUGUAUGUCACAACCGUGUAGAAAUGGCACGUGUCACGACUCGAUUAACUCCUUUAUGUGCAACUGCAGUGCCGGAUUUGUUGGCACGCUGUGUGACCAGGACGUCAAGGAAUGUGCAUCUCAACCAUGUCAGAACGGAGGAUCGUGUAUCGAACUCGUAAACAGAUACGACUGCGGUUGCAUACCUGGCUACACGGGCACACACUGUGAGACUAACGUGGACGAGUGUGACGCUCGUCCGUGUAUGAACAACGCGACCUGUACGGACGGUGUGAACGACUUUGUUUGUGAAUGUACACGUGGGUACACCGGAUCUAUCUGUGACAGUGAAGUCGACGAAUGUCUGUCAUCUCCUUGUCAAAACGAUGGAACAUGCGUGGACGACAUCGACGCAUACGUAUGCGAUUGUCUCGACGGAUACAACGGGAGUCAUUGUGAGCAGGACAUCGACGAGUGCACGUCAAAUCCUUGCCAGAACGAAGGAGACUGCAGAGACUUAGUUGGUCAAUACGUCUGUGAUUGUCGUGCUGGAUUUACUGGUUUACACUGCGAAUCGAAUAUCGACGAAUGCGCCUCCAGUCCGUGUCAAAACAAUGGAACAUGCAGAGACAGAGUGAAUGAAUACGUUUGUGCAUGUGCAGCUGGAUAUACGGGAACGCUGUGUGAAGUUGAAAUCAACGAGUGUACUGCACAACCGUGUAGAAACAAUGCAACGUGUGUGGAUCGUGUCAACACAUUUGAGUGUCAGUGUCAUUCGGGUACGACAGGACGAUUUUGCGAAUCGGAAAUCGACGAGUGUGCGUCGUUGCUGUGUCGGAAUGGCGGAAGCUGUGAAGACGAGAGAAACGCGUACCGGUGCACGUGCGUGGAAGGAUACACGGGUUCUCAAUGUGAGGUUGAUAUUAAUGACUGCAUGUCAUCUCCAUGCGUCAAUGGUACGUGUGUUGACCGAGUGGCAGGCUACUCGUGCGACUGUCUUGCUGGAUUCACCGGUGACUCGUGCCAGACGGACAUUGACGAGUGCGGGAACAACCAGUGCCUGAAUGGUGCGACCUGCCGUGAUGGUGUGGACGGCUUCAUUUGUCUCUGCGUCUCCGGUUUCAUUGGUACCGUGUGUGAAACCGACGUGGACGAAUGCUCAUCGAAUCCGUGCCACAACAACGGAACAUGCGUUGAUCAGAUCAACUCAUUUACGUGCCAAUGUUUGACCGGAUUCGCCGGCGAUUCAUGCAAUCAACCGGUGAUCGAGUGUGCAUCGAAUCCGUGCCAAAACAACGCGACUUGUGUUGACCGUGUCGGCCGAUUUGAGUGUCAAUGCCGACCCGGUUUCGAAGGAAUACUUUGUGAUGUUAAUAUCAAUGAGUGUGAGUCUAACCCUUGUUUGAAUGGCGGAUCGUGUAGUGAUGAAAUUGAGGGAUACACGUGCAUGUGUGCUGUGGGAUGGACGGGAAGAACGUGUGGUGAAGACGUAGACGCUUGCGAUGCCGAACAGUGUGAGAACAACGCAACGUGUGUGGACGAAAUGGGAGGGUCGGGGUUCAUGUGCGUGUGCAGAGAAGGAUUCACCGGGCUUCUCUGUGAGACAGAUAUAGACGAGUGUGUGUCAUAUCCGUGUCAUAACAAUGGAACGUGCGUCAACCAGGUGGCAGGAUUUCAGUGCGACUGUCCGUUGUCUCAUACUGGCUCAACAUGUGAAACGAUGUUGGAUGCCUGUACGCCUAACCCAUGCAUGAACGGCAUCUGUGAACCUACUGGGAGUCACUACAUUUGUAUUUGUUUUGCUGGUUUUCAUGGAUCUGAAUGUCAAGACAACAUCGACGACUGCCGUCCGGCAUUGUGCACGAACAACGGAACUUGCGUCGACGGUGUUGACAGUUACACGUGCAGCUGUUUGCCGGGAUACACGGGAUUGCGGUGUGAGAGCGUGUUUGAUCCGUGUAUGCCGAGUCCGUGUGUGAACGGAAUGUGCACUCGGACAUCAAGCUACAACUACUUGUGUGAGUGUCAGGACGGUUUUACAGGUCGAAAGUGUGAGACAGAGAUUGACUUCUGUAUGUCAAGUCCGUGUGUAGAGGGCAGGUGUAUUAAUGAUGGUUGCUUUUGCACUCCCGGUUUCUCUGGUGCAACGUGCAGUAUUAAUGUUCAGGAAUGUCUUUCUACUCCAUGCCAGAAUGGAGGUAGCUGUGUUGAUGACAUUAAUAUGUACCGUUGUGAGUGCCCGCAAGGUCGGACUGGAGUAGCUUGUGAUGUUGAUAUUAAUGAGUGUAUGUCUCAACCGUGUCUCAACGGAGGGCAAUGUUCUGCUGAUACUCCAUUCGGAUACAUCUGUACAUGCUCGAGUCACUUUACUGGUACACACUGUGAGACGAAUAUCGACGAGUGUGCGUCGAACCCGUGCAACUACGGGACGUGUGUAGACCUACUGGGCGGAUACAUCUGCCAUUGUAGUGAUGGAUACACUGGAGUUCAUUGUGAGGUUAACAUUGACGACUGCGGCUCUCGGCCGUGUGUCAAUGGAACGUGCGACGAUCUCGUGAACGGAUUCUCUUGCACUUGCUCUACUGGCUUCACCGGAAAUCUAUGUGAUGCUGAUAUUAAUGACUGCUCUCCGAAUCCAUGUGCUAACGGAGGUAGCUGCAGUGAUUUGGUCGCAGACUUUAGGUGUGAGUGCGCAUCCGGUUGGUAUGGCAAGAAUUGCUCGUUGGACACGAAUGAGUGUGCGUCGUCGCCGUGUACAAACGGGGCCACGUGUGAAGACGUAUUUAACGGGUAUACAUGCAGAUGUGUUGACGGGUUUACUGGUACACAUUGUGAUGUUGACAUAGACGAAUGCGAGUCAACACCGUGCCGAAACAAUGCCACAUGUGUCGAUCAGACGAACAACUUUAUGUGCAUGUGCCGAUCCGGCUUCACUGGCUUGAUGUGUGAAACCGACAUCGACGAAUGUGAUUUGUUUGGUUCAUGUCAGAACAACGCAACGUGUGUUGACGGUAUCAACUCUUACAGUUGUCAUUGUUUGGGUGGAUUUACAAGCAGUGACUGUGACUCGGAGAUCGACGAGUGCAUGUCGUCUCCAUGUCACAAUGGAACAUGCGAAGACGUAGUGAACGGCUACGUUUGUCGCUGCGUUCCUGGAAUCACAGGACAAAAUUGUGAUGUAGAAGUUAGAGAAUGCAUGUCGAAUCCGUGUUUGAAUGCAGCAACAUGCGUUGAUCAAAAGAACGGGUAUGUGUGUGUGUGUCAUUCUGAUUACACUGGAGCACACUGUGAGUCUGUGGUUGAUCCGUGUGCUCUCUACCAGCCGUGCAGGAACGGGUCAACAUGCAGUGUGCAGGAUUAUGACUUUCUAUGCAGCUGUGUGCCUGGAUUCACAGGAAAUCAGUGUAGUGAUCUGAUUGACUUUUGCUCAUCUAAUCCAUGUGUGAAUGGCAGGUGUGAGCAUGAACUCAAUGGAUACGAAUGUUUCUGUACUCCAGGCUAUUCGGGCACUGAUUGUAAUCUUAAUGUUCCAGAGUGUCUGUCACAUCCUUGUCAGAAUAGAGGCACAUGUGUGGAUCAUGUUAAUGAGUACAGUUGCCGCUGUCCUAAUGGUACAUCAGGAUCCAAUUGUGAAACUGAUUUGAAUGAGUGUGAGUCGAAUCCGUGCCACAAUGGAGGAACGUGUGACAACCGACUGUCUGGUUAUACGUGCGCGUGUUUGUCGGGCUCGACCGGAUCGAACUGUGAGAUUCUGAUCAACGAAUGUCUCUCGAAUCCAUGUCAAAAUGGAGGUACGUGUGGGGAUGUCUUUAAUGGUUAUGUGUGUGCGUGUGGCAGUGGGUAUACAGGAACGUGGUGUGAAACGGAUAUCGACGAAUGCGCCACUCAGCCAUGUGCAAACGGAGUGUGCCAAGACGAAGUCAACAACUUCACUUGUGUAUGCAACGCUGGCUUUACAGGCACUCUUUGUGAUAUUAAUAUCAAUGAAUAAACAAACGAAUGCCAGUCAAAUCCUUGCCGUAAUAACGCAACAUGUGAGGACAUCACAAACGCUUACUUAUGUGUAUGUCGUCCUGGAUUUCGAGGUCGUCAUUGUGAGACAAAUAUCGACGAAUGUGCAUCAAUGCCCUGCGCUAACGAUGGGACAUGCAUCGAUGGCACAAACGCGUUUUCUUGUUCUUGUCGUCGAGGUUUCACUGGCGAGCAAUGCAACACAAAUGUAAACGAGUGUGCACUAUAUCAGGCAUGCAGCAAUGGUGCAACGUGUGUUGAUGGCGUCGACUCAUACACGUGCAUUUGUGCCGAUGGUUAUACGGGUAGUGAUUGUGAUUCUGAGGUAGACGAGUGUCUGUCGUCUCCAUGUGUCAACGGGACGUGCGUGGAUGCUAUCGCCGGAUACAAUUGUAACUGCAUCAAUGGCGUCACAGGACGGGAUUGCGACGUAGAGAUUUUAGAGUGCGACUCGAAUCCGUGUUUGAAUGGAGCGACGUGUGUUGACAUGUUGGACGGAUACUUGUGUGUGUGUCAUUCUGAUUAUACGGGCAAUCAGUGCGAGUCGAUUAUUGAUCCGUGUGGAAUCUUGCAGCCAUGUCUGAAUGGAUCGACUUGUGCAGUCGUUGGGUAUGACUAUGUGUGCAACUGUGGACUUGGAUUUACAGGGAGACAAUGCAAUGAACUGAUUAAUCUUUGUGAGCCGGACCCAUGCAUCCAUGGCACUUGCUUUCGUAAAUUUAAUGAUUACAUGUGCUUCUGUAUUCCCGGAUAUAGUGGAAGUAACUGUACUCUCAACGUACGAGAAUGUCUGUCUGACCCAUGCCAGAAUGGUGGCACGUGUGUAGAUGAGGUGAACAUGUAUGCAUGCAGUUGUAAUGAAUUCACAACUGGUGCCCGUUGUGAGCUUGACAUUGACGAAUGUGUGGCCGGACUGAAUCCUUGCCAACAUGGAGGAACGUGUAGUAACCAAUUUGGUGGCUACACAUGUAACUGUUCUCAGGGCUCGACGGGCACAAACUGUGAAAUUCUGACAAACGAGUGUGCUUCGAAUCCUUGCCAGAAUGGAGGAGUGUGUGACGAUCUGUUUAACAGUUAUAUGUGUAACUGCAGUGUUGGCUACACGGGAAUCGAUUGUGAAGUAGAUAUCAAUGAAUGCGAUUCUCAGCCGUGCAUGAACGGUGGUGUUUGUACAGAUAAUGUGGGUAGCUUCAGCUGUGCUUGCAUAUCUGGAUUUACAGGAAACGUGUGUGAAGUCGAUCUGAAUGAAUGCGACUCCAGUCCUUGUCAGAAUAAUGCGACUUGUCAUGAUAGAGUCAACGAUUAUUUCUGUAACUGUACACUUGGCUUCUAUGGCAAGAACUGCAUGGUGGAGACCAACGAGUGUGCCUCAAAUCCUUGCCUGAAUAAUGGAACUUGCGAUGACAUUACAAAUGCGUAUGUGUGUGUGUGUCAACCGGGAUUUACAGGCACUCUGUGUGAGACCGACAUCGAUGAUUGUGAGAUGUUUCCUUGUUCUCAUCGUGGCACGUGUACUGACGGCGUGGACACAUUUCAGUGUUCUUGUUUAGCGGGAUACACCGGACUGACAUGUGAAACAAACAUCGAUGAGUGUGAUCUCUACAGGCUUUGUGAAAACAAUGCAACGUGUGUCGAUGGCAUCGACUCUUACACUUGCAUCUGUGCUGACGGUUUCACAGGCAAUGACUGUGAUUCUGAGAUUGAUGAGUGUUCAUCUUCCCCAUGCAACAAUGGCACAUGCGAGGACUUAGUCGCGGAGUACAUGUGUGUUUGUCCAGCUGGAAUGACUGGACAACAAUGUGACGUUGAGAUAAACGAGUGCUUGUCUAACCCAUGCCUGAAUAAUGGAACUUGUUUCGACCUUAAGGCUGGAUACUCGUGUUCAUGCUUGGCCAAUUUCACUGGUCUGCACUGUGAGUCUCUUAUUGAUCCUUGUGAGUAUCUCCAGCCAUGUGACAAUGGUGCUACAUGCACAGUGCAAGACUACGAGUUUAGUUGUUUGUGUGCAGCUGGAUACACUGGAAGACUCUGUAGUGAUGAGAUUAACUUCUGUGAGUCUAAUCCUUGUGUGAAUGGAAGCUGCCAGCGUAUGUUGAAUGGCUACGAAUGCCUCUGCACAGGCGGCUUUUCUGGUGAUAUUUGUCAGCAUGAUGUAAACGAGUGUUUAUCUAAUCCAUGUAGUAAUGGUGCAACGUGUGAAGACCUGAUCAAUAGGUUUUAUUGUUUGUGUCCCGUUGGAUUGUCAGGUAUAACGUGUGAUGUGAACAUUGAUGAGUGCGUAUCAAAUCCUUGCCAGAACAAUGGCAGUUGCUUUGACCAAGUUGCCAGCUACAAUUGCAGCUGCUUGUCUGGAUACACAGGAGCAACGUGUGAGCUAGACAUCGACGAAUGUGUGUCUGAACCUUGUUUCAACCGCGGAAGUUGUUAUGACAUGAUUGGUCACUACGUUUGUCAUUGUCCUCAGGGAUACACAGGAGCACAGUGUGAAACAGACAUCGAUAAUUGCACCUCACGAUCGUGUUCGAAUGGUCAAUGUAUCGACGGCGUUGCCAGUUUUACUUGCGAUUGUUUCGAUGGUUACACAGGCAACUUGUGUGACGUAGAAAUCAAUGAGUGUCUUUCUAGUCCAUGCAACAACAGCGCCACAUGUGUUGAUCAAAUCAACGAUUUCUAUUGCAACUGUACGUCCGGGUGGUUUGGCAAGACGUGCUCUGCUAGUACAAACGAAUGCGUGUCAAAUCCAUGCCAAAACGGAGCGACAUGCUGGGACAUCCACGAUGGCUACACAUGCACGUGUCUACCAGGAUUCACUGGCAACCACUGCGAGAUAAAUAUCAACGAGUGUUUGAGCUUUCCAUGCAGAAAUGGUGGGACAUGCUAUGAUUUAGUUGAUGCAGUUCGUUGCAGUUGUCAGUUGGGCUUCACUGGCACAGUCUGUGAGACCAACAUUGACGACUGCCUGCCAGAUGCAUGUCAGAAUGGUAGUUGCGUCGAUGGCGUUGAUUCGUUCUAUUGCAAUUGUUCGGCCGGUUUCACUGGCGAUUCGUGUGAUUCUGAACUGGACGAGUGCAUGUCAAGUCCUUGUGUGAGAGGAACGUGUAUUGAUCUGGUGAAUGGAUACGAAUGUCGUUGCCCUUCCGGAUAUGCAGGCAUGCACUGUGGGGUUGAUAUCAAUGAGUGUGCAUCGUCUCCUUGUUUGAAUGAUGGAUCGUGCGUUGACCGUGUGAAUGGCUUCACAUGUCAAUGCACAAGUAGCCACACCGGGGAUAACUGUCAAUCGAUCAUUGAUCCGUGCUUGUUUCUUGAUCCUUGUGUUAAUGCCUUGAUGUGCACGAACGUUGAUUUUGACUACAAUUGCACUUGUCUGCUUGGAUUUACUGGUAAACGUUGUGAUAUGCAGAUUGACUUCUGUAUGUCUCAACCUUGUCAGAAUGAAGGAAUAUGUAGACCCAACCUAAAUCGUUAUGAAUGUUUCUGUCGACCUGGUUGGACAAAUGAUCAUUGUGAUGUCAAUGUUGCCGAGUGCAACUCGAAUCCUUGCAGAAAUGGAGGGACUUGCAUUGACGGCGUCAACGAAUACACGUGCCGUUGUCCUCCUGGAUUCACAGGAAUAUUGUGUGGGACGGAUGUGAACCAGUGCCUAUCACAACCGUGUCAAAACAACGGGACCUGUACAGACACGCCGUUUGGCUUCAAGUGUUCGUGCUUGUCUGGAUUCACAGGUGUCUCCUGUGAGACUGAAAUACUAGAGUGUCUGUCGACGCCUUGUCUGAACGACGGUACCUGUUUUGAUAUGAUAAAUGGCUACCUGUGUGUUUGUGGUGAUGGUUUUACUGAUGUUCAUUGUGAGACUGACAUUGACGAGUGUGCUUUGUCUCCAUGCAUCAAUGGAGUGUGCAGUGAUCGAGUUAAUGGGUUUGACUGUUCAUGCAGUGAUGGCUACACGGGUCUUCUAUGCGAGACAAACAUCAAUGAGUGCAGCUCGAGUCCGUGUAACAACAGUGGGACGUGCAAUGACAUGGUGAACUCAUUCAGAUGCAACUGUGCUGAUGGAUGGUUCGGACAGACAUGCUCAGUAGAGACGAACGAGUGUAUGUCGAAUCCUUGCUUGAAUAAUGCGACUUGCUGGGAUGUACUGAAUGCAUACGAAUGCAUAUGUCCUCCUGGAUAUACUGGAUUACACUGUGAGGUGAAUAUCAAUGAGUGCGGUUCAUCUCCUUGUCGGAAUGGAGCGACAUGCAGGGAUGAGAUUGAAGGGUAUGUAUGUGUGUGUGCUGAUGGAUAUACUGAUACUCACUGUGCGACAGACAUCGACGACUGUGAAGCCAAUAUGUGCGAGAACGGAGCCACGUGUGUCGAUCAAGUCGAUUCGUUUAGAUGUGAUUGUGCCGAAGGUUACACCGGAAGUGUGUGCGACUCGGAACUCGACGAGUGUCUCUCUUCGCCGUGUCUGAACGGCUCGUGUGUCGACAUGAUUGCAGGUUACACGUGCAUGUGUAAUGCAGGAAUAAGUGGCUUGCAUUGUGACCAGGAAAUCGUCGAGUGUCAAUCAAAUCCGUGUUUCAAUGACGGCACGUGCAUCGAACGGAUCAAUGGAUACACUUGUUUGUGCCCAAGUGUCUACACUGGACUUCAUUGUGAGUCGCUAGUCGAUUCCUGCAUGGUGCAGCCUUGCUUCAAUCAUGCAACAUGUCGAAACGUUGACUUCUAUCAUCAGUGUGACUGCCUGCCUGGAUACACAGGCAGCCGAUGUGAGGCUGAAAUCAACUUUUGCAUGUCCAGUCCUUGUGUUACUGGCAUUUGUGUGGCAAUGUUUAACAGUUAUCGUUGUUUCUGUGAGCCUGGCUAUACGGGAUUAACUUGUGGUAUUGAAGUUAUGGAAUGUCUAUCGAGCCCUUGCGUUCACGGCUCGUGCGAGAACAGAGUCAAUGAUUUCUUCUGUAGGUGCAACGCCGGGUAUGAAGGAAAAAGCUGUGAGAUUGAAGUGGACGAAUGUGUGCCGGAUCCGUGCAGGAACGAGGGCACUUGUCAUGACAUGAUAGCAAACUACACAUGCUCAUGCACCAAUGGAUACUUUGGAAGAGACUGCGAGAGCGAAGUAAACGAGUGUGAGAGCAAUCCGUGUUUGAAUAAUGCCACGUGUCUCGAUGCCUUUUUGUCAUACACGUGCGACUGUGCUGUGGGUUUUACAGGCGACGAUUGCAGCUCGGAGAUUGACGAGUGCGAGGAACAGGAGAGAUGCAAUGAUGGAACGUGUGUGGAUCUUGUUGGGUCAUACACGUGCAUGUGCCCUCCAGGAAUAACAGGCAGUGAGUGCGAAGUGGAGAUCAACGAGUGUCUCUCAUCUCCCUGCAUGAAUGGUGGCAUAUGUCGUGAUCGUCUGAAUUGGUUUGAAUGCUUUUGUCCUAAUGGAUUUGAUGGCAAAGUGUGUGAGAUAGACAUCAAUGAGUGUUUGAGCGAUCCGUGUUUAAAUAGAGGACAAUGUCGGGAUGCAGUUGCGAUGUACACUUGUCAGUGUGCUGGAGGAUAUACAGGAACAGAGUGCGAGACAGAGAUCAUCGAGUGUAUGUCUCAUCCGUGCCUAAACAACGGCACGUGUCUUGAGGGAAAGAACGGCUUCAUGUGUCAGUGUGUCUCUGCAUACGAAGGAUCCACCUGCAAUCAAGAGACAGACGAAUGCCAGUCGAAUCCCUGUCUCAAUAACGGAUCAUGUGUGGACAUACUUGAUGGCUACACGUGCCACUGUCCUAACGGAUUUGAAGGAGCAGAUUGCAGGAUUGAUGUCAACGAGUGUGCCUCAUCUCCCUGUGUGAACGGCACCUGCACAGACCAAGUGAACGGAUUUACAUGCAGUUGCUCACCCGGCUUUACUGGCAGCUUCUGCAGUGUAGACAUUAAUGAAUGCUUGUCGAGUCCUUGCCAGAACAAUGCGACGUGUGAGAAUCAAGUCGGCGACUACUACUGCCGCUGCGUUGACGGCUGGAACGGCAAGAACUGUCAGACAAAUCGUGACGAAUGCUCGUCGAAUCCGUGCCACAAUGGUGGCACAUGCUGGGACGAUGUGAAUGGCUACGCCUGCGAUUGUGCAGACGGUUUCACGGGUGUGCAUUGUGAGACAAACGUCGAUGAAUGCGAGUCAAGACCGUGCAUGAACAAUGCAAGCUGUGUGGAUCAAGUAAACGGUUACCAGUGUGACUGCAUGCUCGGGUUUACGGGCACAGCAUGUGAGACAAACGUCGACGACUGCCGAGUCGAUUCAUGCCUCAACAAUGCGUCAUGCAUCGACGCCAUCAACUCAUUUGUUUGCUUCUGUGCUGGAGGAUUCACUGGGCGUCUCUGCGAGAGUGAUAUUGACGAGUGCGAGUCGUCUCCAUGUGUCAAUAACGGCACAUGCGUGCAAGCGUAUGCAAACGGUUACUCCUGCAUCUGUUCAGAUGGACUAACCGGUUCUGAUUGUGAGAGUGAUGUCGUCGAGUGUAGCUCGAGUCCAUGCCUGAACGGUGGAAUUUGCAUAGAGGGUCUAGACAGUUAUGAGUGCUUUUGUUCAGGACUGAUGGGAACCCAUUGUGAGCUAGACGUUGAUGAGUGUUUGCAGGACAUGCCGUGCAACAAUAGUGGCAAUUGCAGUAACGUUUUUGGAUCAUAUAACUGUGAAUGUUUCCCGGGCUUCUCUGGUCAGUUUUGCGAGACGGAUAUCGACGAAUGCAUGUCAAAUCCGUGCGAGAACAAUGCCACAUGCAGCAACAAUCGUGGCGGCUUCCAAUGUGUUUGUCCACCGGGUCACACGGGAAAUCAGUGUCAAACGGACAUCGAUGAGUGUGCAUCACAGCCUUGCCAGAAUGCCGGAAUAUGCACCCAACAUUUGGAUCGUUUCAAUUGCGACUGCAUGCCUGGAUACACGGGCACACAAUGCGAGACUGAUAUCAAUGAGUGUGGGUCAAACCCGUGCUUAUCAAACGGAACAUGUUUGGAUGAUGUAAACGGCUACGACUGCGUUUGCCCUGAGGGAACUACUGGAGUCCGCUGCGGUGUUGACAUUCUCGAGUGUGUGUCCUCACCGUGUCAACACAACGGGGUGUGUGUGGAGGGAAGAAAUGGCUAUCAAUGUGUGUGCAUUAACGGCACCACAGGCAGGAACUGUGAGGUUGAUAUCAAUGAGUGUGAGUCAACACCCUGUCAGCAGCAGGCGACAUGCGUCGACAUGCUUAACGGUUACAGCUGCGACUGUGUGGCAGGAACGACUGGAAUUUCUUGUGAGGUUGAUAUCAAUGAAUGUUUGUCUUCACCUUGUCAUCAAGGCAGCUCGUGUGUUGAUGAGCUCAAUGGCUACACGUGCGUCUGCCCAAACGGAACGACUGGAGUAGACUGCGAGAGCGAAAUCGAUGAAUGUGAGUCAUCACCUUGCCAACAUGACGCAAUGUGUGUUGAUGACGUAGAUGGAUACUACUGCCACUGCUUGAAUGGCACUACAGGUGUGCUGUGCGAGAUUGAUAUCAACGAGUGUGCCUCUAUGCCUUGUCGGAAUAACGGCACGUGCUGGGAUCUCAUCAAUGGCUACAGCUGCGGAUGUGUUGCCGGGACGACGGGAAACAAUUGUGAGAUUGAUAUCAACGAGUGUGCAUCAUCACCCUGUCAACACAAUGCGACGUGCAUCGAUGCCCAUAAUGGUUAUGAUUGUGUUUGCCCGCAAGGAGCGUCUGGAGUUCACUGUGAGACGGAUUUGGAUCUGUGUGAGUCGUUUCCGUGUGUCAACGGUGCUACUUGUGUUGACGCGUUCAGUCAGUAUUAUUGCGUCUGUGUGAGAGGCACGACAGGUGAACGUUGUGAAACCAACGUCGACGAAUGCUCUUCCUCACCUUGUUUGCACAACGGAACGUGUGUAGACGGUCUCAACAGUUACAGCUGCGACUGUCCGAACGGCACAUUGGGUGCUCACUGUGAGGUUAAUAUCAAUGAAUGUGCAAGCAGUCCGUGCUUUUCGCAGGCCACGUGUGUUGACAUGAUAGAUGGCUAUCAAUGCAACUGCUCAUUGGGAUACACGGGUGCCACAUGCGAGGAAGAAAUCGACGAGUGUGCAUCCAGUCCUUGUCAAAAUGGCGGAAUGUGUGAAGACUUUGUGGGUCGAUAUAACUGUACGUGCCCUCGGUAUUACGUCGGACCUAAUUGUGAGACAACGGAGAGCUGCAUUUCUCAGCCGUGUCACAACAACGCGAUCUGUACAGGGACCAAUGAUGGCAACUUUAGAUGCUACUGUGUCCAAGGAUAUUUCGGAACUCUGUGUGAGACCGACUUUGACGAGUGCUUGUCUAAUCCAUGCAACAACGGGAUGUGUGAAGACCAAGUGGGGAGUUAUCUAUGCAAUUGUAGUGACGGGUUUACUGGAGCUGUAUGUGACGUUGAUAUCAAUGAAUGUGUGUCUUCUCCGUGCUACAAUAAUGCCACGUGUCGUGAUCUUCGUGCGGCGUACGAAUGCGACUGUUUGCCGGGGUUCACGGGAUCUCAGUGUGAGACAGACGUGGAUGAGUGUGCCUCACAGCCUUGUCAAAUUGGCGGAGUUUGCUACGACGGCGUCAACGAAUACGGGUGCAUGUGUAUACCCGGAUAUACGGGUGAUGUCUGUGAGACUGAUAUUAAUGAGUGUUUCUCGCAACCCUGUGUGAACGGUGGGACGUGUAUCGAUGAGAUCAACGGUUUUGUUUGCGGUUGCAUUGAUGGCUUUACUGGCACACGUUGUGAGAUUGAUACCGAUGAGUGUUCAUCAUUUCCUUGCCAGAAUGGAAAUAGAUGCAUCGAUGGCAUCGACGGUUAUACUUGUGAUUGUACGAAUGGAUUCACCGGCGAUUUCUGCGAGAGUGAGAUCGACGAGUGUAUGUCAGAUCCUUGUCAAAAUGACGGCACCUGCACGGACGAGGUGGACAGAUAUUCGUGCUCUUGUGUGCCUGGUUACACUGGCCUCGAUUGCGAGACUGAUAUCAAUGAGUGCUUGUCAAGUCCUUGUCAAAAUGGUGUGCAAUGCAUCGAUCGUACAAACUCAUUCUUUUGUCCUUGUCCCGUGCAUUUUAUCGGACGGUUUUGUGAGAUUAAUCGAUAUCCGUGUGUCGACUUUAAUCCGUGUGAAAACAACGCCACAUGUGCGUUAAACAACACAGACAAUGAGAUUGAAAUAGAUCCCGGUGAUUCGGGAAUAAGUUACGUGUGUUACUGCGCUGUGGGUUACACGGGUGCUAACUGUUCGCAAGAGUUGGAUGAGUGUCAGUCAAGUCCGUGCUCGAACGGUGGGACUUGCGUAGAUGCGGUCGGAUUCUACAGUUGUGUGUGUCCUCCUGGAUUUACGGGCCGACGUUGCGAGAUGGAUCAGAGUCGGUGUCCGUUCGAGGUGUGUUUGAAUGGCGGGUCGUGUGAUGAAGGGAGUCAAACGUGCGAGUGUGUUGACGGAUUUACUGGAGCAUUUUGUGAAACAGACGUUGACUAUUGUGUGAACAACACGUGUCAGAAUGAGGCGACAUGCCGAGAUGGUCAGACCGAGUUUAUGUGCUUGUGUGCGGGAGGAUACACGGGUCGCUUAUGUGAUGUUGAUAUUGAUGAGUGUUUGUCAUCGCCGUGUCAACAUGGCGCUUCAUGCAGCCAGUUUGUUAACAAUUAUGUAUGCACUUGUGUUGAUGGCUUUACUGGAGACGACUGUGAGACAAAUGUAGACGAUUGUGUGCCUAAUCCUUGUCUGCAUGGAGGGAAUUGUGUGGACGAUGUGAAUGCAUACAGUUGCGAGUGUGUGAGAGGAUAUACGGGAAUGAUGUGCGAAACGGAUAUCAACGAGUGUGACUCUAAUCCUUGCCAUAACGAUGGCACAUGCAUUGACAAUGUCACCUCGUUCUCGUGUGUAUGUCGAAAGGGUUACACGGGUGUCACUUGUCAAACAGAUGUAGACGAGUGUCAGUCAUCUCCGUGUUUGCAUGACGCCACUUGUGUUGAUGAACUGGACGGUUUCACAUGUCAGUGUCUCCUAGGAUUUACCGGCGAACGAUGUGAGAGUCAGAUAGUUGAAUGUGCGUCGAGCCCAUGCCAGAAUAAUGCCACUUGUCUUGAUCUCGUCGGGGGCUAUGAAUGUCAAUGUUCUAAUGGAUACACGGGCAUUCACUGUGAGGUGGAUAUCGAUGAUUGUGCAUCUAAUCCUUGCAAUCGUACAGCGACGUGCAUCGACAUGGUUGGCUCUUAUUACUGUAUGUGCCCCUUAGGUUAUAUUGGUCUAGACUGUGCCACAGAACGAGACGAAUGCGAUCCAGAUCCGUGUCUAAAUAAUGCCUUCUGUCUAGACAAGCUUAACGAGUUUGAAUGCUUCUGUAUUAAUGGUUGGACGGGAGAGCUUUGUGGUAAUGACAUUAAUGAGUGUUUAUACACACCUUGUCACAACUCAUCGACAUGUGUUAACAUCCCCGGAAGCUUCAUGUGUCAGUGCCCUCAAGGGUUCGAUGGAGCUGAAUGCAAUAUUGAUCGGAACGAGUGCAUUAGUAGUCCGUGCGUUAGAGGCAAUUGUAGUGAUCUUCCUGGACGGUUUAUGUGUGAUUGUCCUGAUGGCUUCAAUGGUGUGCAGUGUGAGUAUGAGACGUACAAUUGUGGUAACAAUACGUGUAGGAAUGGAGGGACGUGUGUCGCAGUUAGAGAUACGUUCGAGUGUAGUUGUCCUUUACUGUAUACAGGACUCUCGUGUGAGAACUCGCUGGAGACAGAAAUGCCGAGCACUGUUGGUUCUAUGAGCCACACACCAACAGUUACUUCAACCACCACAUCAGCUGUUACCACAGAAACUGUUACAACUGAAGCUGCUACUACAAAACUUGCUACUACAGAGGCUGUUACCACAGAAGCUGUUACCACAGAAGCUGCUACUACAGAGGCUAUUACCACAGAAGCUGCUGCCACAGAAGCUGCUACCACAAAGGCUGCUACCACCGAGGCUGCUACCACUGAGGCUAUUACCACAGAAGCUGUUACUACAGAAGCUGCUACCACAAAGGCUGCUACCACCGAGGCUGCUACCACUGAGGCUAUUACCACAGAAGCUGUUACUACAGAAGCUGCUACCACAAAGGCUGCUACCACCGAGGCUGCUACCACUGAGGCUAUUACCACAGAAGCUGUUACUACAGAAGCUGCUACCACAAAGGCUGCUACCACCGAGGCUGCUACCACAGUGGCUAUUACCACAGAAGCUGUUACCACAGAAGCUGCUACCACAAAAGCUGCUACCACCGAGGCUGCUACCACAGUGGCUAUUACCACAGAAGUUGUUACCACGGAAGCUGCUACCACAAAGGCUGCUACCACAAAGCCUGCUACCACUGAGGCUGCUACUACAGAAACUGCUACCACAGAGGCUGUUACUACAGAAGCUCCUACCACAGAAGCCUCUACAACAAAGGUUGUUACCACAAAGGCUGUUACAACCAAAGCUGCUACUACAGAGGCUACCACAUCGGCUGCGACCACUGCUGCACCUACAACACCUGCAGCAGCAAACUGUGGCUUAAACAACUGUUUGAACGGCAGCAAGUGUACGUCCCUCCCUUCUGAAGAUGUAUGCGACUGUCCUCUCUUCUAUAGUGGAGUUCUCUGCCACAGACGUGAUGAAGCUGUUGUACCAUCAUUCGGCGGUCGCUCAUACCUUGUAUUGUCGACCAACAUCAAUACAGACAGCAACGAUAUCUCACUCUCGUUUCGUGUUGAAACGAAGGAUGGACUUGUUUUCUUUGCAUCUCAAGAAUUAGACGGACGAGGAGACUUCCUUUCGCUUAGAAUUGACAACGGCAAGCUAAUCUAUAGCUUCAACCUAGGAAACGAAGAUGUCGACAUCGCAUCAAACGUAACAGUCAACACCAACACUUGGGUAGACGUAAAGUUGAGACGUACUGGUGUUGUUGGGGAAAUCUACAUUGAUGAUGUUCAGGUGGGUGUUGGCCAAUCGGCUCAAGAAGAUUUCACGCUUUUGAAUGUAAUGGGAAAAGUUUAUGUUGGAGGCCUUCCUCUUUCUGUUUCUAAUCCGCCACUUGAUGUACUCAAAACUGGAUUGGUUGGCUGCCUUCGAGGCUUAGUUAUUGAAUCAGUAAACGUUGAUUUAGUCAGUGAUGCUACUGACGGUUUGAAUGUGGAAAGUUGUGUGUCUGUUGUCUGUUCGGCACAUUCCGAUUGCCAGAAUGGCGGAACGUGUGUGUCAUCCAGUGAUGGGUCCAAGUGUCUGUGUCAGUACGGAUUUAUUGGAGACAACUGCGAACUUGAUUUACGUCCACUGAACAUUGAAUCGUAUGAGGGCAACUCGUACUCCACGUGGGAAGUCCCAUCGGACGCAUUUCGUCAGGUCUUCGUUGUGAGUCUCGGCAUGCGUCCAUCCCAGUCUAACUCAACUGGUAACAUCCUCUUCAUCAAUUCACAAGACGACUAUUUCUCUCUCUUCUUGAAUGGAGGAUACCCCUCUGUGCAUCUCCAUGUGGGAGGCAAUAGCCCCACGACGGUAACAAGUUCACAACGCAUUUCACCAAACGUUUUCACGGCUAUUACAAUAGAAAGAACAACGACUACACUGGAACUAACUGUGCAAGGAUCUCCGAUUGUAUCUCAGACAUUAGUUGGUUCAUUCAUGCAUCUCGAUGUUGGAAACGAGUUUUACGUUGGUGGCGUGGAUGAUAGUAUUGUGUUGCCGAAUGGUCUCCCUCUUCAAGGAUUUUAUGGUUGUGUUGCUGACGUUCAACUCAAUGGCGAUCGUAUCUCACAAUUUCGGCGUGGAGUAAACGUUCGAGAGUGUGAUUUUGAUCCGUGUGAUUCUAAUGUGUGUAGCAAUGACACGGUGUGUAUGCCCAACGGGUUGCAAUAUGUUUGCACUCACACGGGAGAGUGCAGGCUGGUGUGGGACGAACACAUUGAUAAGUGGCAGCAGAAACCGACUUACAGCUGCCCUGCAGUCGUGAGCUUGGACAUCGUGCGAUUCCAUGGCCAGAGUUACGUGAGAUUUCCGUACAGCAACAGCAACACAAAACGAACCAUCGUGCAAUUCAAUAUCUCAACCACACAAGACACCGCUCUCCUCAUCUACAUACCUCCAACAACGAAAGACUAUUUUGCUGUGGGACUGAAGAGCGGGUUAUUGCAAGUGAAGUAUGAACUGGGUUCGGGCGAUGUCGUCUUCACAACGAACCCCAGCGUGACCAUCAAUGACGGUGGAUGGCAUUCCGUCCACAUCACAAGAACGAGUGCAAUAACCACAAUACUCAUUGACGGUCGAGACGUGACCAUUCAGCUAAGCCCCACAGUUGGCACUCUAACCAGUCUGAACAUGGUCUCUCGUCUCUACGCUGGUGGUGUUGACGAUGCUAUUGGCGAGUAUGCUGGCUAUGGCACGGGACUGUCGGGAUGUCUUGACGCUCUCUUUGUCAAUGGAAUAUCUCUAGAUUUCGAAACAGACAUCGUGGUCAGCGGUGAUGGCAUAUCACCAUGUCAAUAGGAUAUGAUCAUUAGGAGACAUGUAAACGUGAUAAUUGGCGGGAUUUUUAAUUACUGUUUGUAUACCAAUAGGCUUUUAGUUUGGAAAUUGCCCAAACAACAAAGGUAAACAGUUUUGUAUGAAUGUAAACUGCAUUGUAAUCUGACAGCAUCAAUUGCCUUUUGGGGGGCAAGGAUGCAACCCGUUUUUCUAAUGAUGCCCAAACUGUGGCACCGACUAGCUAAUGGUGCCACUCAUUAAUAUUAAUAUCAUAUUACAUCA
Molecule: messenger RNA, 20073 nt
Organism: Corticium candelabrum
Lineage: Eukaryota; Metazoa; Porifera; Homoscleromorpha; Homosclerophorida; Plakinidae
Exons: 9
Biological process (GO): Notch signaling pathway
Molecular function (GO): calcium ion binding; Notch binding
Source: RefSeq, a predicted model, not a curated record